Messenger RNA from Didymodactylos carnosus, 426 nucleotides. The record is from the annotation of a GenBank genome assembly. Lineage: Eukaryota; Metazoa; Rotifera; Eurotatoria; Philodinida; Philodinidae.
AUGAUUGCUCUUGUCUGCCUAGCUGCAACAUCAAAACUUCGAUCGCAUUUUCCGUUUUGUUGCUGGGACUUCCGGCCCACCGUUUAUUCCCAGGACGAUGAUUACGACGAUCAUAAACGGUCAAUAGCGAAAAAUAAACCACUACACGAACUUCAUGCAAAAGGAUCACAGUAUCGUGGACUUCAACCAAGUAAUUGGAAACAAGCUUUUGAAAGUGUAAAAGAAGCUGUAGAAAAUUAUAUUGAUAAAGUUUCAAAAAAGGAAAAAUUAGCGAAAAUCUUAUUUCGUGAAUGCAAAACUGAAUUCUUACACUUAGUUGCAGAUCGUAUCAAACAAUUAAGAAAACAACGAGUGAAUUAUCGAGCAUAUAGCUUGCAUAAAUCAAAAUUAAAACAACAAUAUAUUAUAGAUCAGUUGAAAGCUUGA